AUGGUGACCAGCAGAAACCCCCAAAGUACCCCAAAGUUCUUCAAAAGUGACCCAGAGUACCCCGAAGCUGGAGGGCAGUGGGAGAAGAGCGCAAGCUCGUGCCAUCCUGUGCCAACAUCGGGAUCGGAGGGGCUUGAGGCUUUUGCCUUCGGCCCCCCGACAGACCCCCUCGUGGCUGUGCAUGAAAACGGUGUGCAGGCCGCUGCCCAGAGAGGAGAAAAGCCCUUUCUAGUUGUAGACUUUGUGCACCCUUUUUAUAUAGGUUCUCCUUUUGACUGCUUCUUCAGACACAUAAGCCGAAAUAAUGAAAAAGAACCUGUUGUUUUAAAAUUGUGUGUGUGUGUAUAUAUAUAUAUAUUUCAAACUAAUGCCAUAUGUCUAACUGUGCCUUCGUUUCCUUCUAGGUCUUCUUUAAAUCACUUGCAGAUACUUACUCUCAGCUUUGAACUGCAUGUAACACCAGAGAAAUUCUAUGUGGAAGCUUGUGAUGAUGGAGCUGAUGAUGUGCUUGCUAUUGAUAGAGUCUCCACAGAAGUCACUCUUACAGUUAAGAAAGAUAUUCCCCCUUCAGCUGUUACAAGGCCUAUAUAUGGUAUUUUGGGAACAAUCCGAUUGGUGGCAGGCACGUAUCUCAUUGUCAUAACAAAAAAGAAAAAAGUAGGUGAGAUUUUCAGUCAUGUGAUCUGGAAAGCAACAGACUUUGACAUCCUCUCCUAUAAAAAGACCAUGCUGCAUUUAACUGAUAUUCAGUUGCAGGACAAUAAGGUAUUUUUAUCAAUGCUUAGUCAUGUCUUGAGCGUGGAUGGAUUUUACUUCUCAACAACGUAUGACCUAACACACACACUGCAACGGUUAGCCAACACCAGCCCAGAGUUCCAGGAAAUGAGCCUCCUAGAGAGGGCAGAUCCACGGUUUGUGUGGAAUGGGCAUCUUCUUAGAGAAUUUGCUGCUCAACCAGAGAUCCAUAGGUUUGCUACGCCAGUGAUGCAUGGAUUUAUCACGAUGCACUCUUGUUCUAUUAAUGGGAAGUGUUUUGACUGGCUGCUUGUUUCCAGGAGAAGCUGUUUCAGAGCUGGUGUACGCUACUAUGUAAGAGGUAUUGAUUCAGAAGGACAUGCAGCUAAUUUUGUUGAAACAGAACAAAUUGUGCAUUACAAGGGGAGCAAAGCAUCAUUUGUUCAGACCCGUGGAUCAAUUCCUUUUUUCUGGUCUCAAAGACCAAACCUCAAAUAUAAACCAAAGCCACAGAUCAGCAAGUCAGUAAAUCAUAUGGAUGGCUUCCAAAGACAUUUUGACUCACAAAUAAUUAGUUAUGGAAAGCAAAUGAUUGUUAACUUGGUUAACCAGAAGGGUUCAGAGAAGCCUCUUGAGCAAACGUUUGCAAAAAUGGUGAACAGCAUGGCAAAUGGAAUGGUCAGAUAUAUAGCAUUUGACUUCCAUAAAGAGUGCAGUCGAAUGAGGUGGGAUCGACUUCAAAUCUUGAUGGAUCAAUUGGCAGAGCAGCAAGAUGAAUUUAGUUAUUUUCUAGUUGAUUCCGAUGGCAAAAGCUUGUUAGCACGCCGAUCUCUUCAAGCCCAGCUUCAGAGGCUAGGUGUCCUGCAUGUUGGACAGAGAAUUGAAGAGCAAGCAGACUUUGAGAAAAUCUACAAAAAUGCAUGGGCUGAUAAUGCUAAUGCUUGUGCCAAACAGUAUGCUGGAACUGGUGCCUUAAAGACAGAUUACACGAGAACUGGAAAAAGAACUCAGUGGGGCUUAAUUAUGGAUGGCUGGAACUCAUUAAUACGUUACUACAAAAAUAACUUUUCUGAUGGAUUUAGACAAGAUGCUAUUGAUCUCUUUCUUGGUAAUUAUUCAGUGGAUGAAGUAGAACCUGCUAGUCCUCUACAUGUCAAGAAAGAUUGGAAGUUCUUAGCUUUACCGAUUAUUAUGGUGGUUGCUUUCUCUAUGUGCAUUAUUUGUUUGCUAAUGGCUGGUGAUACAUGGACUGAGACAUUGGCCUAUGUACUGUUCUGGGGAAGUGCAAGCUUUGGAACUUUUGCUAUCAUCCUUUACAACGGCAAGGAUUUUGUAGAUGCACCCAAACUGGUCCAGAAAGAGAAGAUGGACUGAAUUUGUGUGUGUGGAAAGCGGCUUGGUACAGAGGAUUCCUCAAGCCACACCUGGAGUCUCUACUGACCUGCUUUCCACACCAAAUAGUGGUCUUUUUAACGUUCAUCCUUGGCAGCACGGGGAGAAAGUGAAUCGUCUUCUUUCGUGGUAGCUUUCAGCUGAGAUCUGACUCUACAGUCUUGGUUGCAGUGAUCUUUGGAAUGUUGCAUUAGUGGAGGAGGCUCCACCCUUACCAAGAUAAUUCAAAGAUGAAAGCCAGCUUUGUGGCGUCUGGAGUGUUACAAGAUAUAAAUGGACUGCGUAAGUUCGCAGUCCACCUGGGUAGUCUCAUCUGAAUUUUUGAUCUCUGGUUUGACAGGAGAGAGCCCUCAUUCUGUUCAUGUGUCAACCUAUCCAGGUGUUGGAGUAUUAUUAAUAGAGGGGUCUAAUCAUGUUCUUUGAGCAAUAUGGCUUAAUAGCAGUAACUUGUUCUUAGAUUUACAGCUGGAUUACAUUUGUUAAAGUCCACGUUAAGGAGUCUUUUGUGCAUAUUUAUGUAUUUUUCACUAAACAUAAAGGAUUGAAUCCUAAUGCUUCUCCUCUAAAAUAAGCUUUGCACCCUGUCUUAUCUAGGACUGAUGCAAUAUUCUACUAAUCAUUGUUUGGGUGAAAGGACAGUGUAUUUGGAUGCUUCUGAAAUUGCAAAUGUCUUGCACUGUUUCAAUACUGCAGUCUUUAGAUGAUGAUUCAUUAGUUAGUGAGUUAAAAUAUAUAACCUUCUUUCUAAAGACGUAAAUGAAAUCAAAGAAUGUAAACUCCUCUGCAGUGUUUAUUGAACCCUCCUUAUGCUGAAGGUCCAAAGUACACCAUUAUUUUAAGAACGGUCACAAGAUUAAAAAAAAUGAACUUCAUAUUAUUUUGCUAGUCAGCUGCUUCUAUAUUUUUUGGUUAUGUUAGAAUAAUUUAUGGAAGAAGGAGUAACAACCUGAGGAGAAAAGCGUUAGGCAAAACCCCAUGUUUGCACUUGGGAGCAACAGCUUGCUUUUCGUGCAUGAUGUUGUAACACACUCUUAAAAACAAAAACAAGAAACUAAGCUACAAAAUAACUUGUGCUGGUUAACCAUGAAUGUGUGUCUUUAAACUUAGUGCUUCCAAGCUGUAUAAAAAUAAGUAAUCCUAAUCAAGGACCAAUUUUAAACUAUUUUGUCACUUAUUUUAUAUGGUUUGUUCAAAACCAGACGUGAAACUUGCUUUGGGCGCUGUGCAUUGUUUAAUAUUUCCUGUAAGUACAGCUGUAUAUUCAGAUUGCGGUUAUAAAGCUUAAAUGGGGAGAAGGGAGAAACAUGUAGAAUACUAGGGCUAGCACAGUUGUCACUGUUGAAGCGAGAACACAAAACACUGAUACUGCAGUGUUUCAUUGUGUUAUGACUGAAAAUAUGUACAGAUUUUUGCAAUUGUUAACUGUUCAUUUUAACCUUGAAUGUUUCUGGAGGCCUCUCUGGGUUUUGUUUAAAGGUAAUCUGUUCAUAAGCACUAGUAAUUGCAAAGUAUCUGUUUGCUUUUAGAUGCUGUAAUGGAAAUGCCAGUUGAGACAGUUAACUGGAAAAUCCUCUAACUUAAAAUUUUCAAACAUGAACUCCAUAAUGGAUAUAAAGUAUAAGAACAUCAUAGACUAUCUAAAAGUACUGUUUUGGGGGGUUUGGGUAUUUUUUCUUUUUUAAAUGGCUCACUGGCAGGUGGCAUUUGAAACUUGGUUCAGUUGUCUUGCAGUCUGUAACUAGAUAUCUGCGUCUUCGGUGAAGAACCCGUUGCAACAAAGACCAAACUUGAAUUGCUAGUAUAAACACGUUGUAAGACAUAGACUAACGUAGGUUUUCAAAGUUGGAGGGCAUCUGUAUUUCAGUGCUUUGCAAAGAGUCUGUAUUUCUAAAGUCACAAAUGGUGUACUCAUAAAUGACAAUAAAAUGUCCAACUUUUCUAUAUACUGUCA
Messenger RNA from Struthio camelus australis, 4078 nucleotides. Lineage: Eukaryota; Metazoa; Chordata; Aves; Struthioniformes; Struthionidae. The record is from RefSeq and is a predicted model, not a curated record.